AUGAGCUGUGGGGCUGCCACGAGGGAGUGCCCGAACACCGUGGGCAGGAGCCUGCACCCCGGCCACCCGUGGAUCUGGCAGCCCAACGUGUACGUGGACGAGAACGAGCGCACCUGGCCGCCCGUCAUCCUCGAGACAGAAAGCAGCCUGCAAGUCCUCCUGCGCCAGAUUGAGGUCUCCCGCGGGGAGGCCGUGCAGCCCAGCCGGCUGCCCCCCAGCACGCUGCCCCUCAUGUGGCAGCUCUACCCUGGCAGGCGGUACCGCGCCUCCGACUCCAACUUCUGGCGCAUCGUGCACCACAUCGAGACCAGCGGGGCUGAGGACAUGGUCCUUGAGCAGCUGCCAGACCCGUAG
Molecule: messenger RNA, 354 nt
Organism: Pipistrellus nathusii (Nathusius's pipistrelle)
Lineage: Eukaryota; Metazoa; Chordata; Mammalia; Chiroptera; Vespertilionidae
Source: the annotation of a GenBank genome assembly